GCUAAUCUGCAUAAGAAAAUCAAUGCGUUAACAUGGCUUGAGUCCGCGAGAGCCAGCUUUGAAAAUACCCAUCCUCCGCAACACAGACUUUCGUGCCUCCGCUCAGGGGGCCGGCGACAUGCGCAGCGCGCUCAUUGCCUACGGGUGCAAGCCAGCAGGCUUGCUUCAAGGGGCGUCGUAUGGUCGCUGCCUCCGACACAGCUGCAGCCCGCGACGUGCGCAGCCCGCACGCCCCACACGCGCCCCGUCGCACCCCUGCGCGCGGGUGGCCCUGCUGCAAGCCACCCCGGACUCUGCUGGGGGUCAUGUAAAUGCUGCUACCUCACCAAACCCGACAACACUAGCACCACCGACAGCACCAGCACCAACAGCAGCAUCAGCUGGCCCGGACGCUGGGCCCUCAGAGUCACAGCGCCGGACGGAGUCCGCACGAGCCUCUCGGCCAUUGGAAGCGGCACACACGGCUGACCCACAGCACGGGCCACCAGCACCACCGCCACCCUCAAACACGCACGCCCCCCGCUUCCGGCUGCGGCUGGCGCGCACGGAUCAGGACUUUGCGGCGGUGGCGAGCAUAUGGGCCGAGGCGCUGCUGCUUCCGGGACUGACGGAGCUGCCGCCGCCGCACCCAGCCGACCGCACACAGCUACAGCGGCUGGCGGAGCAGACGGCGGAGCGGCUGAGGGCAGCGCACGAGCGCAAACUCCGGGCGGCAACUGUCACCCGCGCGCUGCGGGCUCGGGGGCAGGCGCUGCUGGCCGCGUUGCGGCGGGGUGGGGGUGGCGGCGGCGGUGGCGGCGGCGGGGGUGGCGGUGGCGGCGGCGGCGGCAUGAGCGGCAUGGAGCUGCUGGUGACUCGGCGGCAGCUGGAGGCAGUCAGGCGGGAGUUGCGGCGCGCUCGCCGACGCCGCAUGUGGGCGUGCCUGCUCGCCUACGCAGAGGAGGCGGAGCCGGGGGAUGGGGAGGAGGGGCAAGAGUUGUACCUGCCGGUGCUACAGCCGACCCAGCAGCAGCAGCAGCAGCAGCAGCAGCAGCACGGCAGCGAACCGCACGGCCACCGCCUUCACCCGCACCCGCACUCCAGCGGCGUGCACCACCCGCCCGGAUCCCGGCCGCAACCCCACCCGCCAGCCGCCAGCCAGCACCUCCACCCCCAACCCCACCCCCACCAGCACCCGCGCCACACGGGCACCCACAGCUCCGCCCACGACCGGCACCCGCAGCCGCCACCCUCCUCCAUCACACCAGCACCUCCCAGCCCCGUUCCAGGAGCUGCAGGCCCACCAGCGUCAUCAGCACCACCACCAACAGCACGAGCACCAGAACUAUCACUAGAACCAACGCCAACAGCAGCAACACCAGUAGCACCAGCAGCCGCACCGCCAACACCCGCAUGCGCAGACCGGCGUCCGCCAAGGCCAGCACCCAGCCCCAGGCCGGCGGGCUAUGUGCUGGUGUCGCUGUCGCAGCCGCUGGCGCUGCUGCCGCCGCCGCUGCCCUCGCGCGCGCCGCUGACGCCGCACGUGGACGCGCUGGCGGUGGCGCCGGCCUGGCGGCGGCGGGGCGCAGGCGCGGCACUGCUGGCGGCGGCGGAGCAGCUGGCGGGCAGGUGGGGCAGUGGCUCGCUGUGGCUGCACGUCGACGCCGCCAAUGAGGGCGCCGUACGGCUGUACACGGACGCAGGGUACCGCGUCGCGCGCGUGCUGCAGCCGCAGUCGCGGCUGGCGGCGGCGCUGGCGGCGGUGCCGGCGGCGCUGAUGGCGGCCGUUACUGGCAGAGGCGGCGGCGGCGGAGCCGCGUCUGCGAGAGGCGCCGGGCCGGCGGAGGCAGAGGCAACGGCGACGCGGGAGGUGCAGCAGCAGCAGCAGCAGCAGCAGCUGCCAAAGCUGCGCGGGCGGCAAUUUGUGAUGCAGAAGCCGCUGCAGCGGCUGCACGGGGCCGGCAGGCGGCCGCCUGGUCGCGCAGCGGCGCCGGCGGGCCGCGGCGGCGCCCAGCACUCGGGUGGGGUGUCAGCCGUCGCGGGCUCAGCUGCACCUUCGGCUGGCGGUGCUGCUGGCGCUGGGCAGGCUGCGCCACACGAGGGUGGCGCAAACGCGUUUCAGCCGCGCCCCGCGCCGCUGCCGGCUGAUGCUGCUGGUGCUGCUGCUGCUGCUGCUGAGGUCGGGUUGGGGCCUGUGGAUGGAAGCAGUAGUGCCGGGGCCGCGGACGGGAUGCCGCCGGUGCCGAGCGUGCAAGAACCCCAGUCGGGGUCGGCCGCGCAACCCGGCGCCUGUUCUGCAGGUAAAGCGUAUACUUGGCGUGCCUGACGCUCGUAAGGCGGCGCGGCCGCUUCUGGUUCGCUGUUGAGUGUUUCCUGAGCCUCAGGGAUAUGUAGUUGCUGUGAAAUCAGGUGAAAUGGCACUGCCACUCGAUGACAGACGACCGGACGCCAGCAUUUGCAUCACAUCGUUUUACAUUUAAUACACGACUGUUUUCACCUGCAGCUAAUGUAGUGCUUGUUAUUGAUUGUUGAUGCUAUGACAGUGCACAUGAGUGCUGAUGUCGGAACGCGGAACUUUUGGCCACGGAUGGUAUUACGUGUGGAAGUUUCGGGUCAUACCAACAUAGACCUGCAAUAGCAAAUGGCUUGGUGCGAAAUUUUAUCGGGCGACACUUUCACAUAAGUAACUGACCGGGCACGUGCGCGGUGGAGGGCGACUCCUCCGUGUUCGCAAAACUCGCAUUAUUUAUUGGGCACUAAUUUAGGCGAUUACAGUGAGGUAGCUGUAUGCGGCGUGGCUCGGAAGCCCCAACGCGUCUAGAAGAAACCUGGCGCAGACGGCUCCAGAACGCUGCGUAGAAAGACUCGUGUGAUGUUGUUGAUAUGAAUUGGAGUUGCAUUUGGAUCUGGUCUGCCGCGUGAAACGGAGUCAGUGCUAAUUUGAGGUAAGUGGUCGGAGGACAUGCGCAUCACUAGGCAUGACAGU
This is a messenger RNA of Chlamydomonas reinhardtii, 2965 nucleotides long. RefSeq lists its product as uncharacterized. Gene Ontology annotation, molecular function: acyltransferase activity, transferring groups other than amino-acyl groups. The record is from RefSeq and is a predicted model, not a curated record. The transcript has 5 exons. Lineage: Eukaryota; Viridiplantae; Chlorophyta; Chlorophyceae; Chlamydomonadales; Chlamydomonadaceae. Bases 119 to 2305 code for a protein of 728 amino acids.